This is a messenger RNA of Linnemannia hyalina, 2718 nucleotides long. NCBI's taxonomy places the organism in Eukaryota, Fungi, Mortierellomycota, Mortierellomycetes, Mortierellales, Mortierellaceae. The record is from the annotation of a GenBank genome assembly.
AUGUCCAAUCCCUACCUAAGCUUUAUUAACAGUAUCGGCGGCUCAACCGGGAGUCACUCGACUCUCCAAAAACUCGCCGCUUCUUCUUCCCCUUCCACCUCCUCAGUAACAACCACCACCACCACAGUAUCAACCAAUUCCACCAGCCGUAUCCACACCUCGUCCUCAAGACCAACGACUGCGCCAAGACUUCAAGAAAAACCAACGACUUCAAGCUACAGCAAUGGUUCUCAGAGUAGAGACUACAAGUCCAGCAGCAGCAACGGCAACAGCAACGGCAACAGCAGUAACAACCACAGCUCCAGUCGAACCCAUGAUCGAGCCGAUUCCAAAAACUACGGUCAUGACCAGGACCGUCGACAUUCGAACGGAAGCAAGAGUCACGUCAGCAGCCGUGAUACCAUCAACCAUCGGGAUGAGAGGGAUGACGGGGAUGGUAGGAAUGGCAGUGGCAGCUAUCAUGCCGGCAGUCGAAACGAACGCAAGCGUGAACGCGAUGUAGAUACUGGUCGUUCGGACGACCCUCGGGGUUAUGCCAGGACGCCCAAGGACAAGGACGCCUCCUUUUCUGAACUAAGAGCCAAGAAGAGGCACGCUCGGAGCCGUAGCAGAACCCCCAGCAGGACUCGCAGCAGAAAGCAGGAGCAGGAGCAGGAGCAGGAGCAGGAGCAGGAGCAGGAGCAGGAGUCCAAGUCCUAUGACCACCACCAGUGCCUCUUCCCUCCGAUCAAGAAGCGACGCAUGGAGAGCCUUCUUCAGGCAGAGGCGUCCUAUUCCUCACCUUCGUCCCUCUCCAGCCUCUCACCUGAGCCAAGUGAUCACUCGUCGUCUGAGAGGGAGCUUGAAGGAGGCGAAAUGUUACCUUCACCGGCCAAGGAAGAGGGAACGAACACGACUGCGCAAGAUCGCCCUAAACGUGCGACAAAGGAACCACCCAAGAAAGAGUCGCCGUCUCAGCAGGCAUUGGAGCUUGAGCUAUUUGGAAAAAUCAUCAGCAAACGCAAGAUCAACAGUACCACUAUCGCCGCCGCAGCCAGUACCACCUCCACCAAAAAAGCGGAAACCAGCAGCAAACUUAGCAAUAUCAAUGGCGGGAAACAGGACUCGACUUUGGAGCGCAAACCUACGUCGACCUCCUCGAUCACCAAAGUCAAACCUGUGGAGUAUACUGACGAGGAGGAGUAUGGCUCUUUGGGCUCCAUUGUCAAGGACGAGCCAUCUCUCAACAACCAGAGCAACGGUCACCUGGGGGCUAACGGCAAGCGAUCCUCGUUGGAUAAUGUGAGGACAUCAAGGGAGAUCUUGACCAUCAACACCCAGAAGGGUACUGUCACAUCCAAGACUGUCAAAAUGCUCCUGAAGUCACCUAAACCCAGCAACAGUACUGCAAUCCAGCGUCCCUCGAAGAGCUCUUCCAGUGCCAACAUAUCAAAGGAAUCGUCCCAAAAGCACUCGUCCUCAUCAGCCGCAGGGACUGCUUCAAGGAGAAUGUCAAUUCUGCAUUCGGACCAAAUUGUUGCUGCAGCCAUGGGCCGGUACAAGAACCAUUUCCAUAUGCUUGUGGAGGACUCGGAUUCAACUGUCGCUUCCAACCCGUCGUCUACUGGAGGAGACUCGAUGCACGUAUCACUGGAAUACCCAGGAAAGGAUUCCAGAGAAAAGUUCACUCUCAUGAAACCUUUCUUGAGCAGGUCAAAGACGGAGUCGGACGACAAAGACGAGUAUAACCCGAUCGAUGAUCUCGUUCAAACAGUCAGGAUCAUCAUGGAGCACUUCUUCACUCCAGAGCAGUACAAGGAGCUCUUUGGAACGGCCAGCGAGGGGCUCCAUCGCAGCCUGACAAAGUACAAGACCCGGAAGGACGGCGCACAAUUUCUGAAGGCGGUCGAGGAGUUCAACCAGAUCAUGCGGAAGCAAAAGUCGUUGGGCGCGAUUCAGGAACAUGUUCGACAGUACGGUCACCGCCUUCCAUACGAUUUGGUGGUACAUGUUUUGCAGCAGGUGUACUCGCGCACGGUAGCGGCCCGAGCAUCGAAGCUGAACCAAUAUGAGGCCUUCUCCAACAAUGUAUACGGCGAGAUUCUUCCUAUCCUGACCAAGGAGUUCAUCCAAAGGACCAAGAUGGACGAGAGCAAGGUCUUUGUCGAUCUUGGCUGUGGUAUUGGCAAUGUGGUCCUACAGGUUGCAUUACAGACAGGGGCAGAGUCAUAUGGCGUUGAGAUCAUGGACACCCCCGCCAAGUUUGCCAAAAAGCAAGCCAGAGAAUUCGAAGCGCGCACUCGUGCUUUUGGAUUGAAUCAUGGAGCGGUUUCGAUGAUUCACGGCGAUUUCCUGGACACGCCUGGACUGGCAGGAAUUCUCGCACGCGCGGAUGUUGUUCUGGUCAACAACUAUGCCUUCAACUCGGCUCUGAACCAGUCUUUGCUCCAGUUGUUCCUGGAUCUGAAAGAGGGAUGCAAGAUCAUCUCGCUGAAGACGUUUGUGUCUUUGGAUCAUAAGAUAAACGUGAGGAACGCAGGGAGUGUCGAGUCGAUUCUUCGGGUCAAGAAGUACCCGUACUACACUAAUGCCGUCUCAUGGACACACAACGGCGGAGAGUAUUUUAUUGCGACGGUGGACCGUUCUGCUGUCCAAGCCUUCUGGGAGCGUGCUAUGACCAACGGCGGCGCUUCUCUGGACGAUGGCGGUUCCAGACGGUCCAGUACCCGUAGGCGAUAG